Fonsecaea nubica is the source of this 684-nucleotide messenger RNA. RefSeq lists its product as hypothetical. Gene Ontology annotation, cellular component: endoplasmic reticulum membrane. The transcript has 2 exons. Bases 1 to 684 code for a protein of 227 amino acids. The record is from RefSeq and is a predicted model, not a curated record. Lineage: Eukaryota; Fungi; Ascomycota; Eurotiomycetes; Chaetothyriales; Herpotrichiellaceae. Gene Ontology annotation, biological process: endoplasmic reticulum to Golgi vesicle-mediated transport.
AUGCCAUCGGUCUCGUUUGCGACUUUCCUCAUCAUCUGCCCGGUCUCCUUCUUCCUGGGCAUCGUCUUUUCUCUUUUCCCUUACGACUACCCACUUCUAUGGUCCUCCCUGCCCACACCACCCUCUCACUUUGACGCCAUCGAAGCACACCUGAAACUUCUCCACAAUGCGCCGAAUCUGAUUGUGCGCAUUCUACACAUAAUGCUGGGCGUUGGCAUCUUGGGCCUUGUUAUUAAGCUUUACAAACCCAGCGAAUCGAACCUGCUCUUUGAUGGUGGCAGUUUGGUGUUGUACAUGGUUGCGGUGAUUGUGUAUAUUGCGAACAUCGUCAAGGGGUUGAGGAUUGUCAAUGAUGGCACCUACGGUUUAGGCAUGGAAAAGUUAUCACAGGAUGAGCUUGAUGAAGUGAAUUCAGGCGGAUAUGAUGUAACCUCGGGCGACAGCGUUCUUGGACGCGAGGACAACCUGAAGGUGUUGGCUGCCAGUAAUACCAUCCUGGCGCUGGUACUUGUGGGAGUGUUGGUGUUGCAGUUCGGUCAAUGGUAUGCAGACCGGGCAGACGAAAAUGCCAUGAGAGAGUUCGAGGCCAAGGAGAAGGCAGAGCGCGAGAAGAAAGAGAGCGAAGCUUCCAGCCCCACGGUAAAAAGGCAAAGCAGUGGGAGAGAGGGAAAGAAGACCAGGUGA